GGGGGGUACGAGGCGGCGGCGGAGCAGCUGUCCCGGCAGCAGGAGCGGCACUACCGGCUGCUGUCGGAGCUGCAGGCGCUGGUGAAGGCGCUGCCCAGCCCCUGCCAGCAGCGCCUCUCCUACACGACGCUGAGCGACCUGGCGCUGGCGCUGCUGGACGGGACGGUCUUCGAGAUCGUGCAGGGCCUGCUGGAGAUCCAGCACCUCACCGAGAAGAACCUCUACAGCCAGCGCCUGCAGCUGCACAGCGAGCACCGCGGGCUGAAGCAGGAGCUCUUCCACCGGCACAAGGAGGCCCAGCAGUGCUGCAGGCCCCACAACCUGCCGCUCCUCCGCGCCGCCCAGCAGCGGGAGAUGGAGGCUGUGGAGCAACGAAUUCGAGAGGAACAGCGAAUGAUGGAUGAGAAGAUAGUCUUGGAACUGGACCAAAAAGUGAUAGACCAACAGAGCACCCUGGAGAAGGCUGGGGUGUCUGGCUUCUACAUCACCACCAACCCACAGGAGCUGACUUUACAGAUGAAUUUACUGGAACUGAUUCGGAAGUUACAACAGAAGGAAUCCGAGUCCGAGAAGGCUUUUUCCUGAAUGAGCAAAUCUGCUGUUUACCUUCCAGAGUUUUCUUCUGACUUCUCUCUAAAGAACAGACUGUUAAUGCAUUUGCUUUAUAUUGUGUCAGGAAGAGGCUACUGGCUGUAGAAGAAAUAGCUGAGGCCCUUAGAUAACCUUAGAGCUGGGGCAAGCAGACCCCCCAGAGCAGGGGGGCGGUUGGGGAGCAUCAGGCUGCCUCUGCGGUCCUCAGAGCAAGAUGCCAGCUGCACGUCUCGCUAACACGAGAGACGACGGAGGGCGUUCAUCUGCCACGUACGGCCUGCAGUGUCGGUGAGACCUUUGCUAAGCCAAGGGAGACUGGGCCAGGCACCGAGGCAGCAAACCCAGCCCAGCCGUAUACGGAUGACCCCUGCGUUCAGGUGAAUCAAGCCGAACAGAUGAGCGAUGUGAUCUCCAAAUUACAAUCUCCUCUUCCGAUUCGAGGAGGAGCAAGUGUCUCUGGUGGGGAAUGGGAGAGGUGAGUAGCUGCCAUAUCAGAUGGGGAAGCAAAGUGGACUCGGCAUCUGGUGCCGCCUCGCCGUGGCAGGUGGUUGGCAGCUGGGGAAAAAAAGUCCAAGGUUUAUCUACAAGAAGAUGCUUCUGUAUGUGUUGAGGCAGAAACAGCCUCUUAAACAGGCAGACCUUUCCCAGAGAGAGACCUCUAGGCAGGUAUCAGCAUCGGCUUUAUUAAAGGAGGAUUUCAGGCUUCUGCCCAGCGUUAUUGGGCUGUAACGUUCGCAGUGUUCCCACCUGACGUGGAUAGCAGAGAAGGCUUGAGAGCUUUUGCUUUGUUACUUUAAACCAGUUUCCAAAUGGAGAGAAAUAAAAUAUUCUGUCCUGCC
This is a messenger RNA of Gymnogyps californianus (California condor), 1430 nucleotides long. RefSeq names its product protein DGCR6. The record is from RefSeq and is a predicted model, not a curated record. Lineage: Eukaryota; Metazoa; Chordata; Aves; Accipitriformes; Cathartidae. The annotation marks the transcript as partial. The transcript is spliced from 5 exons.